This is a messenger RNA of Alligator mississippiensis (American alligator), 1800 nucleotides long. Its product is annotated as mucin-2. The transcript is spliced from 8 exons. The record is from RefSeq and is a predicted model, not a curated record. Lineage: Eukaryota; Metazoa; Chordata; Crocodylia; Alligatoridae. Bases 18 to 1262 code for a protein of 414 amino acids.
CCUCCCCAGCCCCCCAGAUGCCCAGUUUGGACUUGCUCCCCCCAGCUCCGACACUGUCGCUGAGUCCUCCAUGCCCCGUGAGGGGGCAGCAUGUCCGUCUCAUCUGCUCCCCCCCGAAGGGGUCCCAGGCUCUGCAGUUCCUCUUCUACGAGCUCCAGAGCAGCGGGUACUGGACAAGGAUGACGACACAGGACACAAAUGCCUGGAAGAUCCCAAGGAAGGAACCACAACGCAGCUUGACUUUCUCUUGUGUCUACUCAGUUCAGGGCAGCCCCCAGAACCAGAUCCAGUCUCACCAAAGCAACCCGGUGACACUGACCCUGACAGAUUCACAGUCAGUAACCCCAUGCAGUUAUCCGGCCUCAUCCCAGCCAGGUCACCACCUCGCAGCCAGCACGGAUCCCCCUCGGAUUCCCACCUCGCACCCUCCGGACCCUUCCCAGAAUGGCCCUGGACAUAACGUCACAUCUCCAGACUCGCAUGUGAUCUCCACGCUCUCUGCCUCCAGCCCUGCCACAUCCCAGCCAACCCCUGAGAAAGACACCACAGCCCUCCCAUAUCGAAAUGGGAUGUCCCCACUGCCCACCUCACAGUCCCCACUGCCAUCCCAGCAUACCCUUCAAGAUGACAUCACAGCUGCACAGAACCCGGACAGGACCCCCGCAUCAUCCACCCUGAACACAACCACCUCCCAGACUCUGCACUGCUGCACUGUCACAAAUACGACUCAGACGUCAGAGGAAGACGAAGACAACUUCUUCCUGAUUGUUGGCUUCUGUGUUGCGGGGGUGCUGGUUCUGCUCCUGCUGCUCAUGUUUCUUCACAGGAGGUGGAGGGAAAGAAGACAGACAUCCAGGUCCCACUGGAAAAGCAGGGAGUUGCGCCUGUCUCGGCUAAAGAGGAGGUCCCUGGACACUGUUGGAGCCUAUGGGAACAAUACAAUCCCCAAGGAUGAGAGUGCAAAAGGAGUGCUCCAAGCAGAACCCCAGGACUGGGGGCUGCUGCCCAAGAAGGAAAUAAGCAAGAAAGUGGAGCCCAGCAAGGAGCCAAUGUUGCCCAGCACCAAGUUCAAAGACCCAAUGAAUCCUUAUGACAUUGACCCUACCUAUUCCCUCCUCACCUUUCCCUACUCCACCUUCCAAACGGGGGAAGCAGAAGAGGUUUUCACCUUAAUUGAACCUGUCUACACUGACCCCCUGUCCCUCCACUGCAAGCAUUCCCUCAACGGAGACUUGGGUGCAUCCCGAGACCUGCAGGAAUGAAGUCUAGUGGGGGCUGGAAUCCAGGACUCCUGGGUCGUCACCCAGCUCUGAGCAGGAAGUGGGGGCUGGUGGACAGGAGAGGCCUGGGAGACAAGAUAGCUCCCAGACCUGACAGAGGACUAGAGUCUAGUGGAUUGGUGUAGAGGCAGGGCUAGGAGCCUGGACUCUUGGGUUCUUUCCCCAGCUCUGCUACUUCAUCUUCUUGUCUGCCCAGACACCUGGGUUCUCUCAGCUAUGGAAGGGAGUGGAGUCUGGUGGGCUAGAGCAGACAGAGGCUGGGAGCCUGGAUACAUGGGUUCUCUCUCAACCCUGGGAGGGCAGUGAGGUCCUGUGGCUUCAAGGAGGGUGGGCUGGGAGCCCAGAUUCCUGGGUUCAACAGUGUAAGUGCAUGAGCAUGUAUUUUUCUUCCCUGUGGGGCUCUGUACAGUACAGCUUGCAUGCUUUUCUAAUGUGUAUAUGCUGACACUACUUCCUUGCCUGCCUUGUGUGCAUGUCUCUCUCCAUGCAACCCCUUUGAACAAAUAAAAGUUUAUUUCAA